AUGUCGACUCAUAAACUCCAAUUCGAGGAGUUCCUCUUCGCGGGUCAACAGGACACGGCGCUAUUGGGGCUCCCAACAAGCGCUCCCUUCCCUCUGGCACUGAGACCUGAGGGCAAAUGGGAGCCGACGUUGGCGGAAGCCAUCGACACGAUCAAGAGGCUUGUCGAAUCAGAAGACUUUCUCGGGCGCGUGCGCGGACACGGCGGUGCCGUGUUGAUCCGGGGCUUGCCCAUCUCGACACCCGACGAUUACAGCGAUGUCGCCCAUGCGUUUGGAUUCGAGCCACACGAGGAGGUCGGUCGGCCUCCCCUGCGGACGGUGCUAGCCAAGAAUGUGAAGACGGCCAAUGAGGGUCCCCCGGAAAUGCCAAUUUGGCCGCACAAUGAAUAUGGCUGGUCGACGAUCAAUCCUGCGUGGUUGACCUUCUCUUGUCUGGACGUUCCAUCAGAGGGUGGAGGAACGCCCAUCAUCUCUAGUCUGGGGCUAGCUGCGGCCCUCAAGAAACAAGCGCCGGAGUUUGUCGACAAACUACUCCAAAAGGGAGUCAAGUAUGUCUAUCGAUACGGCGCAACUGAGGUCAAGUCAAAUACUGGGACGAGCGUCUUCAAUGCCUAUGGACAGAACGUGAGCCCUGGUGAUGACCAAGCCACAAUCCGGCGGAAGAUUGAGCAAGAGGUCAGGCGGCACAGCCAUCGGUAUCAAUGGCACGACGAUGGAUCGCUGAGUGUCACGCAUAUUGUUCCGCUGAUUCGCCGACAUGAAGAGACGGGUCUGACGACUUGGUUCGGCAACCUGACGAGUGCGUGGGGCCGGACCCGGCACCACGGAGCAACAGAGCCGCCGCAUCUCGGGGACGACGGCUCGUACCACCCGCCGCCCGAAUACGGAGACGGCUCACCAAUCGAGAAGAAGUAUCUCGAUCUUGCUCUGCUGCUCGCGGAGCAGGCGCAGGUAGUUGUCGACUGGGAGCAAGGCGACAUUGUCCUGCUGGAUAAUUACGCCGUCAUGCAUUCGCGCUGCCCCUGGAAGGGCAAGAGGACUGUUCUUGCCGCAUUGUGGGACAAUAACAAUCAUUUGAGGAUUGGCGACUACCCGACCAGGGAGAAGCUCUAG
Messenger RNA from Microdochium trichocladiopsis, 1113 nucleotides. RefSeq lists its product as uncharacterized. The record is from RefSeq and is a predicted model, not a curated record. The coding region runs from base 1 to 1113 and encodes 370 amino acids. Lineage: Eukaryota; Fungi; Ascomycota; Sordariomycetes; Xylariales; Microdochiaceae. The transcript is spliced from 5 exons. Gene Ontology annotation, molecular function: oxidoreductase activity.